Diospyros lotus (date-plum) is the source of this 1041-nucleotide messenger RNA. RefSeq lists its product as uncharacterized. NCBI's taxonomy places the organism in Eukaryota, Viridiplantae, Streptophyta, Magnoliopsida, Ericales, Ebenaceae. The transcript is spliced from 4 exons. The record is from RefSeq and is a predicted model, not a curated record. The coding region runs from base 1 to 1041 and encodes 346 amino acids.
AUGAUCCAAGCAAAGUCAAAUUCCGAGGAGAUGAGUCUCGUCCUAUCAUCGUCACCCAGCAUACACUACAUCGUACAGAGCCCAUCUCAAGAUUCCGGCAAUGGCGACAAGUCUGUGCAAACCACUCCACCCUAUAGCAGCCCCUUGUACUCCCCCUCCCAGCCCUCCAACUUGGCCUCGUCAGCCAGCCAUGCCUCCAGCAAUUCCCGCUGGUCAAGGUUCGUACGGAAGUGCCAAAACCGGGGUUGGUCAGAGUGCAAUUCAAUUGAGGAGGAAGCAGAUUAUGACGAGGACAAAGAGUUGACAAGGCCUUGUUGGUGUUUCAUUGGGAUAUUGGGAUUUCUGCUUUUGUUCUUUGUCUUUUGUUUGAUCAUCUGGGUAGCCAGUGUACCUUACAAGCCUCUCAUUGCUGUGAAGAGCUUGAAGGUAAAUAACUUCUACAUCAGCGGAGGAUUAGACCGCACAGGGGUCCCCACCAAGCUGCUGACAGUAAACUGCUCGGUGGAGAUGAUCAUAUCCAACCCAUCUACUUUCUUUGGCAUCCAUGUCAGCUCAUUUCCUGUUCAUCUUUUCUACUCAAAGAUUGCAGUUGCAACUGGGCAGUUGAAGAAAUAUUAUCAACCAAAGAAGAGCAGGCAGAUUGUGUUCGUGAAUGUGGAAGGCAAACAGGUGCCGCUCUAUGGGGCUGGGGCAGCAUUUAACAACGGCGGUGGUGUUCCAUGGAGGUUAGAAUUUGACGUCAAAUCAAUAGUGAAUGUUGUUGGGAAGUUGGUGAGGAUGAAGUAUCUAAGGCAUGUAUCCUGUUCCUUGGCCAUCAACUCUGGGUCUGGUCUCAAAUUACAGGAGGAUUCUUUGCCUGCAGACUGUGUCCUUCCUCGGGCAGCAGCUGACGACUGGGUCUCCUUGGCUGCAACUCCCUUCAUAUCUGGGCAAAGGAGUUCUCCUCUAAUGGCAGGUACUAGCAGAGCUCUUCGCAACAAUGGAAAGCUCUACACAGUGGCAGCGGUUUUGUCCUCUUCUUGCAGCAACAGUGAGCAGUAG